Molecule: messenger RNA, 1682 nt
Organism: Glycine soja
Lineage: Eukaryota; Viridiplantae; Streptophyta; Magnoliopsida; Fabales; Fabaceae
Product: putative serine/threonine-protein kinase
Exons: 5
Coding region: 31-1098 (355 amino acids)
Biological process (GO): protein phosphorylation
Cellular component (GO): plasma membrane
Molecular function (GO): protein kinase activity; ATP binding
Source: RefSeq, a predicted model, not a curated record
CUGUGCUCAGGGGGCAGGUUAAACAAAAAAAUGUCUCAUCUACGCACACAAGUUAAACAAGAAAAACAACUCAUGAACAUCCAGGAAGCACAUGAAACGAUUGCACAACCUGUGUGCUCUGUGUGCAACAACACAAGACCAAAAUUUGAAUGCAACAAAAAGAGAGACUUCACCUAUGCUGAGCUGUAUGCAUCCACACAAGGCUUUUCCCCAAAGAAUUUUCUGUCUGAAGGGGGGUUUGGUUCUGUCUACAAAGGGACGUUGUAUGGACAGAAGGUUGCUGUUAAGCUACUUAAACUUAUGUGUGCAAACCACAAAGGAGAGAAGGAAUUCAAGUCUGAAGUUGAUGCACUCAGCAAAGCAAGGCAUGAGAAUGUGGUCAAACUGUUAGGAUCAUGCACCGAAGGGAAUCAUAGACUUCUUGUCUAUGAAUAUGUCUGCAAUGGUUCAUUGGACCAACACUUAUCACAACAUUCUCGUAAACCUCUUAGCUGGAAGGACAGGGUGAAAGUAGCUAUUGGAGCCGCCGAAGGAUUGCUAUACCUGCAUGAGAACAACAUCAUACAUAGAGACAUGACACCAAACAACAUUCUUCUUACACAUGAUUAUGAUGUAUUGCUAGGGGAUUUUGGUUUGGCUAGAACCGUACUCGAAGAUUCCUCAUACUCCACUGACUGUGUUGGGAAUCUGACUUAUAUGGCACCAGAAUAUGCAGAAUUUGGUAAAGUGUCAACUAAGACAGAUGUGUAUUCCUUUGGGGUGGUUCUGCUACAGCUAAUAACUGGAAUGAGGACCACAGACAAACGAGUUGGAGAUAAAGGUCUAGUGGGAUGGGCUAGACCACUACUAAAAGACUGGAAAUGCCAAUCACUUAUUGAUGGAAGGAUGAUAAACUCUCAUGACUGCCAUCAACUCUAUUGGAUGAGCCGUCUUGUUGGAAAUUGUCUCCAGAGAGAUCCUCAAAAGAGAUUGAAUAUGAAUACAGUGGUCAGAGCUUUAAAUCAGAUAGGCCAAGGUUGUAGCUGCAUUGUGCGGAUAGACCAUACGCUUGCCGAGUCAAGCCAUUCUAUUCCAAAAGAUGAUAUACGGAGCUCUUAAGAAUCAGAAGGUGGAAGUUAAACUACUUUGAAUAAACUUCUUCAUAAACACUUCUAGCAAAAGAAAAUAAGAAGAAAAUAUAAAACAAACUUUUCUAUAAACUAAAAUUAACUUACACAUAAAUUAAAAAUCAUGUUUUAGAAAAGUUAAUAUGAGAGAAUUUUUAUAAAUUAACUUAUGGGCAUAAGCUAAUUUUAGAUUAUGAAAAAAGUCAUUUAAUUUUUUCUUCUUAUUAUUUUCUCUUAGAAAUACUUAAGAAAAAUUUUACCUGAACAUGUCCAUAGGAAUUGUGGAUCGCAUAGGUAACACAAGAAAGCAAAAGAAAAUAGAUUGUGGAUCGCAUAGCUUAAUGCUGGCUUCAAAGCCUUCAACCCCCUAUCCCCAAAACACAAUGCCUUAAGAAGAGUUUAAUUAUGUCCUAUAGUUUCUCAUUGCCAACAUCAUUAUUCAAUGUUAUUAGUUCGUAUUAAGCUGCUAGCUAGAAAAGUUUGAAUUGAUUCUCAAUAUCAUUCCUCCAUGUAUGAUGUAACAAUUCCUUACGCAAAUUCCACUAUAAUGUUAACGUUAACAUAUCAUAUUCAUAA